Messenger RNA from Paramuricea clavata, 1117 nucleotides. NCBI's taxonomy places the organism in Eukaryota, Metazoa, Cnidaria, Anthozoa, Malacalcyonacea, Plexauridae. The record is from the annotation of a GenBank genome assembly.
AUGAAGGCCAACGUAUGGAAAUCCAUUACGGAUAAAGUCAAUGCCAUCGGCGUUGCCAGGAGGAUGACCGGUGAAAUCAAAGAUAAGUGGCGAACGAUGGUCUCUGCAGCGAAAAAAGAUUACAGUCGCACAAAGCAACAACAAAAGCAAACCGGAGGCGGAAGUGCACCGGCACCAGUCAAGGAAACGUCUCGGCGAAUCAUCGAGCUCUUUGAAGACGAGCCCAGCUUUUCCAGUAUAACGGGGGGCAUUGAAUCCGGUAGGUUGCGUAAUUUUGCCUAAAUAAAUAUUUCAGCAUAUUUAUCACUGAAAUCAUAGGCAUAGCUGAAAAGUAAACGGCAGACGUUACAGAACAUGUCGAAAAUAGUCUAAAAACAACCAAGUUUGUCCAAGUGACCAAGUGGAAAUGGAUGUAUGAGGCUGUCGUGUGUUUCAAUGUAAAAUAGACUGCCGAGCUACUGGGUAUAUCUAAACUAAACCGGACACUAUAUAAACGUUUGACUCGAGGACAGUAUUGUUUCAGAUAAGUUAUAACUCAUAUUUUAUAGUCAAUAUUUGUAGUUUAAUAAAUACAUAGUUCAUGAUAUGUACCAUUGUUGUUAUUGUCAAGCAAGUUUGUUUCAUGUUUGAGUGUGUUUUCUAUAGGAUUCUACUUCAUCAGUUCAUGUACAUUAAUUUAUCUAGUAAAUUGAUUUUUUCAGGAAAUGAUAAGCAGCUUAUUACUACUGUGACUGACACAACUGAACUCAUCAAUCCUGACAACCUUUUCAAUGACUCAUUUUUAAACCAACCAUCAUUACGAGAAUUGAUUGAAAGUGAGCCCUCAGAAGGAGAUGAUCCACCACCAAUGAGCCCUACCAUCCCUAUCUCAACAAUCGAUAUUGAGUUCAUUGCUUUACCCCCAAGUAUGAGUGCCGAGAACAAAUCUUCCAACCAAACACUUCCCACUACUCGCCAUAUCAAAAAAAGGAAAGUAACAGCACAAGACCUGCAGAGAAUGCAGAUGGAAAUCUUGGAAUUAGAGAGGGAGAAGAUUUCUGUGGAAUUAGAGAAUGCAAAACUCAUUAAAAAAAAACUAAAACUGGAAGUUAAAGAAGCAGAAGAGGCAGCAUUUUAA